GGGCAGGCAGCCGGGCGGGCGGCGGAGGCAUGGGGCCUGGUCCUGCCGGCACCAUGGCCAAGACCGUGGCCUAUUUCUACGACCCUGACAUGGGCAACUUCCACUACGGGGCAGGGCACCCUAUGAAGCCCCAUCGCUUGGCAUUGACCCAUAGUCUGGUCCUGCACUACGGUCUCUAUAAGAAGAUGAUCGUCUUCAAGCCGUACCAGGCCUCCCAGCAUGACAUGUGCCGCUUUCACUCUGAGGACUACAUCGACUUCUUGCAGAGAGUCAGCCCCACCAAUAUGCAAGGCUUCACCAAGAGCCUUAAUGCCUUCAACGUGGGCGAUGACUGCCCAGUGUUUCCCGGGCUCUUUGAGUUCUGUUCCCGUUACACAGGCGCAUCUCUGCAAGGAGCAACCCAGCUGAACAACAAGAUCUGUGAUAUUGCCAUUAACUGGGCUGGUGGUCUGCACCAUGCCAAGAAAUUUGAGGCCUCUGGCUUCUGCUAUGUCAGUGACAUUGUGAUUGGCAUCCUGGAGCUGCUCAAGUACCACCCUCGGGUGCUCUACAUUGAUACUGACAUCCACCACGGUGAUGGAGUUCAGGAAGCCUUCUACCUCACUGACCGGGUCAUGACAGUCUCCUUCCACAAACAUGGAAACUACGUCUUUCCUGGCACAGGUGACAUGUAUGAAGUUGGAGCAGAGAGUGGCCGCUACUACUGUCUAAAUGUGCCCUUGCGGGAUGGCAUUGAUGACCAGAGUUACAAGCACCUUUUCCAGCCAGUUAUCAACCAGGUAGUGGACUUCUACCAACCCACGUGCAUUGUGCUCCAGUGUGGAGCUGACUCUCUGGGCUGUGAUCGUCUAGGCUGCUUCAACCUCAGCAUUCGAGGACAUGGGACAUAUGAAACAUCGCUGCUGGUAGAAGAGGCCAUUAGUGAGGAGCUUCCCUAUAGUGAAUACUUCGAGUACUUUGCCCCGGACUUCACACUCCAUCCAGAUGUCAGCACCCGCAUCGAGAAUCAGAACUCAAGCCAGUACCUGGACCAGAUCUGCCAGACAAUCUUUGAAAACUUGAAGAUGCUGAACCAUGCACCUAGCGUCCAGAUUCAUGAUGUGCCUGCAGACCUCCUGACCUAUGACAGGACUGAUGAGGCUGAUGCAGAGGAGAGGGGUCCUGAAGAGAACUAUAGCAGGCCAGAGGCACCCAAUGAGUUCUAUGAUGGAGACCAUGACAAUGACAAGGAAAGCGACGUGGAGAUUUAAGAGCAGCUGGGCUUGCUCUAUCCCAAGGAAUUCCUUUUUACCUCUUGUUUGGGCAGGAGGGAAAAGAUGUGGCGCCCACAGCCCUGGAUGGUCACUUUCAGGGCUUUACCAGUGCUGGAGGAGGGUUUGGAGACCACACCUGGUUUUUGAACCAACUAUCCCCUUUACUGUAUUUCCCAAGGCCUGACAAUGGUACUUAUUAGGGAUUGGAUGGGGACAAGGAUAACUUCCCCUAGGACAUCUUGGGCAAUGGGCCCUAGAUGCUGUUCCCAGCUACUUUGGCCCCCUUAUUCCUUUCCUGCUUCCCUCCAACCCAGAGACUUACAGGGACAAAGAUGUUAGACGGGAGUAAAGUUGCCUCUGACUUUCUCCUUUCUUGGUUUCCCCUACAGCAAGCCUCGUUUUCAGUGCAGGUGAAGAGUGAGGGAUUUUAGGGGUUUCUGGCUCUCUAACAUCUUAACCCCAGAUGAUGGGAAAUACGGUUUUGAGUCCAGGGAGGAUGUAAAAAUGUCUCUUUCUAACUUUUGGCUUUAUGUCCAUUUUACCACUGUUUUUAUCCAAUAAACCAAGUUGGUAUU
This is a messenger RNA of Neofelis nebulosa (Clouded leopard), 1828 nucleotides long. Its product is annotated as histone deacetylase 3-like. Lineage: Eukaryota; Metazoa; Chordata; Mammalia; Carnivora; Felidae. The record is from RefSeq and is a predicted model, not a curated record. Bases 30 to 1250 code for a protein of 406 amino acids. Gene Ontology annotation, molecular function: histone deacetylase activity. The transcript has a single exon.